Messenger RNA from Cinara cedri, 306 nucleotides. The record is from the annotation of a GenBank genome assembly. NCBI's taxonomy places the organism in Eukaryota, Metazoa, Arthropoda, Insecta, Hemiptera, Aphididae.
AUGUGCGCGGGAUUUAUAUGGAACGUGAUGAUGGUCGCCGCACCCGACGAUGACGACGACGGUUCAUUAGCGCGUCUAUUGAGCCGUUUCCGUGGGGGGUUCGAAAGUUUUCCCCGCUCACUCGUCGGCCCGUCGUCGUCGACCGGCAAGAGGGCGACGGAAAAAAAAACCUUCGAUCUCGAUUUCCGGUCUGCGAAAAAUCGUGACUUAACCGUUUCGCCGCCAUCGCCGCCGCUGCAAUACGUACACACACACACGGACGGCUAUGAAAUGCGCGCGUUGGAAAAUAAUCAAUUAGAGAGUUGA